CACUAACAAGGAGGCUGGAUCGGUCAUGAUAAAAUAUGUCGCCGUUUUGCUUCUCGUAUCUACCAUCCAGUGCUUUGAAGACGAGCGUAAGACAAGUCUUUCUUUUAUAUACCACUUACCAAUAUUUGGUAGGCAUGCAAUGCAUCACGGAAUUCAAUGGAUCAAAACCGAUGUUUAUCGAUGGUUGCAAAUACUGCGUUUAUUUAAAUGCUGAAAAAGAGCCAUAUAGUUGCGACAUUGAUGAUACUUGUGACCAGUUUCCGAACCAAUGUUGCGACACAGAGUUUUGUAACAUCAACAAAACAAUGGAUUAUGGUGGUAGACACCAGCACUUAAAAACAUGUGAAAAACAUACCUGCCGGGAGCGUAAUUCGAAAGAAAUCUGUUGCACUGAGGAUUUUUGCAACGUCUCUGAGGGAUCU
Molecule: messenger RNA, 422 nt
Organism: Opisthorchis viverrini
Lineage: Eukaryota; Metazoa; Platyhelminthes; Trematoda; Opisthorchiida; Opisthorchiidae
Exons: 3
Source: RefSeq, a predicted model, not a curated record